UCACGUCUCCCACGUGACUGUUCGGCAAUAACAAAGUAAGCGAUGACUAGGCAGCAUGCUCGGCUGUGUGUUGGUGGCGUUCGUGUCUGUUCUGUUGGCCGUGUGCCUCAUCCCUCGCGAGUGGUCCGUCACGUUCGGCACCGGACCGGCGCCUGCGCGGCUCCUGAGCCGGAGUGAACUGUCCCAGUACGACGGGGAGGACGGAAGCAGCGGGCUGUACCUGGCCAUACUGGGCCGUGUUUUUGACGUACACAAGGGACACAAGCACUAUGGACCUGCUGGCGCCUAUCGGUCAAUGGCAGGAAAAGAUGCCUCCCUGUCUUUCGUAACUGGCGACUUCACAGAAGGCGGCCUGACAGAUGAUGUGUCCAGUCUGUCCCCGCUGCAGGUUUUGGCCCUUUACGACUGGCUCGCGUUUUACGAGAGCCACUACCAGUUCGUAGGAUUUGUAACAGGACGGUUCUACAGUGAGACCGGGCAGCCCACACCGGCUCUGUUACAGGUAGAAGCAUCACGAGCAGAAGGUGAGCGGAUGAAGUCCCAGUCCGAUGCGGAGAUGCUGCGCUUCCCACAAUGUAACUCGGAGUGGAGUGCUGCCAGGGGAGGAAGAGUCUGGUGCUCCACGAAGAGCGGUGGAGUGGUAAGAGACUGGACAGGGGUCCCACGGAAGCGCUUCUCUCCAGGAUCCACUAGUGUUCGUUGUGUCUGUGUUGAAGACCCAGCAGCAGCAGAGGACAACCCCAACCUGCUAAAGUACGAAGGCUGCCCUCCACAUGCUGAUUCAUGCUCAGUGAAACAGGACUGACCUCUCGUCCAAUCCAGAGAAAGGACCAAGAUGUGAGCUGCUAUUCAUAAACACAAACUUUUGGAUACUACUUUUAUUUCACUGUUAAUAAAAUACGCUAUAGAACUUAUUUUUAAUAAAGAUUUAAAAUGAAGAAA
Messenger RNA from Betta splendens (Siamese fighting fish), 942 nucleotides. Its product is annotated as neuferricin. Gene Ontology annotation, cellular component: membrane; endomembrane system. NCBI's taxonomy places the organism in Eukaryota, Metazoa, Chordata, Actinopteri, Anabantiformes, Osphronemidae. The coding region runs from base 56 to 805 and encodes 249 amino acids. The record is from RefSeq and is a predicted model, not a curated record. The transcript has 4 exons.